This is a messenger RNA of Larimichthys crocea (large yellow croaker), 5216 nucleotides long. Its product is annotated as zinc finger protein. The transcript has 8 exons. The record is from RefSeq and is a predicted model, not a curated record. Gene Ontology annotation, molecular function: nucleic acid binding; zinc ion binding. Lineage: Eukaryota; Metazoa; Chordata; Actinopteri; Sciaenidae. Bases 736 to 1611 code for a protein of 291 amino acids.
ACACUCCUCAGAUUUAUGUGGAUGACCGAACCAUCAUUUACAGCGUGGACAUAUAAGAGGAGAGCGUGACAAGGUGGCUGUAGCAUACAUGAGUUGCACAAACACUUGAUCAGGCUACUACAUCAAUUAUCACCACAAUGAAUUUGGCCGCUCUUUCCGUCUCUGUUCAUUUUUUUUAUGUAAGAUGAUAUUCAUGUGGGUGCACUGUGCGGAAACCUACUCACUCGACCAGUGCUCCCACUCACUCACUCACUCACUCACUCACUCACUGUGCAAAUCCAGCAUUCAGUGUGCACGCAUGCACACGCACAGUGUGAGCAGAUUUCUGUCUUUCAUUCAUCCUGGUGAAGGUUGCUCACACUUUCUUCUUCUUCUCUUCCUCCCUCCUUCCUCCUCCACGUCGGAAUAAGCUCACUUUGUUGUUUUUUUCCCUCCCCUCCGCAGUGCCUUUCGGUCGGAGUAGUAGUGGAUGAUAUCAACAGAGCUUCGUCCGUUUCUUCUUUUUACGGAGCAGAGAGGAGUCGCUAGAGGACACGCGCAUCACGACGGAGAAGAAGCAGCGCGAGGGAGUUUUUUUUGUUGUUGUUGUUAUUCUUGGAGGGGACGACGUGAUUAAAAAAAAUAAAAUAAAGAAAGAAAAUAUCUGUUUUGAUCAGCAGCGUUGCUGCCAAGACUCCACUUGAGGGAUUUUACUGCACAGGUGCGUUAAAGGAUUAAAAACCGGGCAGUUGGCGGAUGGUUGUCGGUUUCGUGGAGAGGAGUCAGUGCCUCUGCGCAAAGUCUCAGAUGAAGAUGAAGUCGGCGGGCGUCGUGGAUGGAGGCUUGUUCACAGAGAGCUAUUGUAACAUCUGCAAUGCCCAGCUCAUCUCCGAGUCCCAGCGCACCGCUCACUAUGAGAGUAAGAAACAUGCCAACAAGGUACGUCUGUUCUACAUGCUUCACCCUGAAGAUGGAGGACCUCCUUCCAAGAGACUGAGGCCAGAUAACCCAGACUGUGCAGAGACAGAGGUGGACCGGAACAAGUGCUGUACCUUGUGUAACAUGUUCUUCACCUCCGCCAUUGUGGCCCAGUCGCACUACCAGGGCAAAACCCACGCUAAGAGAGUCCGUCUGGUGCUGGGGGAGCCGCCCAACUUACCCACAGCCAUGACCAGCCCGACAAACACAGAGGAGAGAAGAGGAGAAGAGGAGAAGAGGGAUGAAGGGGGAGGAAAGAUGAGAGGAGAAGAUUUAGAUUCCUCCCCUUCCACCCCAGUUCCUGCAGACCCCGCUGCGUGCCCCCCUCCUCCCCCUGCCCUGCCCUGGCCUAUGGCGGUGGUCGGCGGAAACGGCGGAAGAGAGGCAGGGAAGUACUGCUGCCUGUGCGGAGCCUGGUUCAACAACCCGCUGAUGGCCCAGCAGCACUAUGAAGGCAAGAAACACCGCAGGAACGCAGCCAGGGCACGCCUCCUGGAGCAGCUAGCGGGCAGUCUGGAUGCCACGGAGAGCACAGGUUUGCGAAGCAGUUACUCCUGCAGUGUCUGCAGUGUGGUCCUCAACUCCAUCGAGCAGUACCAUGCACACCUCCAGGGCUCCAAGCACCAGAACAACCUGAAGCAGCACCAGCAGUAAGCCACAGAGACAGACCACUCUGGAAGGAAGAGGAGAUUAUUGGAAUAAACAACUUCAGAAAAGAGGACUUGUAUCAGAAACUGGAGAAUAUGAGAAAGUAGUGCAGAGUAACUUUAAUAUGUGUGCGCGUGGGUGUGUGUGUGUGUGUGUGUGUGAGUGUAGGAGUGUCAUGGGCAUCCAUGCACGCAUCUGCAGUAUGCAUGUGUGGGUCAUUGUGAGUGUGUUUAUUUCUAUAUUUGAUCUAAAAAUGUAUCUCUGAGAUUUAUUCAGCGCCUAAGUGUUUGAUAUGAGUUCGACACCAACAGCCGUCAGAAGACUUGCAGGUGCAUAUUGCCAUAUAACUCCUGUGUGAACCACAAUCCUAAAAUUGAACUGAUGUCAAUGUGUUGCCCAGAGUGGUAAUAACCAUUACAAUGAUCGUCAUAGAGCAGCAGUAAUAAUAACUCUGUAACUAGCCGUCCCCCAAGUGCUCUGACAGUGAUCCAAGUCUGAAGACAUUGGUCCGUUUCUACAUCCAUUUCAUAUACUGUAACACUGAUGGUGGCGAAUGCAUGGCUCACUUUCAGACCACUUGACACCUACUCAGGCCCAGACUUUCAAAUCCAAGGAUUAGAAAACUCCCAAACGACCUCAGCCAUUACAGAUUGCAUGAGUUUCCAUAACUUAAAAAAAAAAUAUAUAUAUAUUUUUGUUUAAACUCUUCUGUUGACUAUAAAUGUAGUGGAUUGGUAUGAAUCUUUUUCUCAUCUCUUCAUAUAUUCCAUAUAAUCAAAGUGUGGAGAUGUGGCAUGGUUACAGGACAGAAGGCGGUGGAGAAAAGCAGCACAAAGACUUUUAAACUCCUGCUCUGAAGUGAGGGUCUGUGCAACUUUGUGAAUCAUCUACUGCUGAAAACAUUCCCACAGCACUGAAUACUGAUGUCAGGUGCAGUCUGAAGGUGACAAAAAAAUCCUCUUCUCUGUUGAGAUGGGCGACAUGUAGAUAAUAUUUUUUUAUUUUUCUGUUGCUAUGACCAGAGGAAAAAAAACAAAAAAAAAACUUCCCAGUCCAUGUAGCAGCAAUGUACAAUACAACUGGGAUAUAAUUCAAUGCAUGCAAAAUGUAAAACGUUGCAUUCACUUGCCUUUUUGAAACCUAUUGCUUGCGCGUUUUGGCAAUAGCGCUGCUUUCUAGUGAUAGCUUCGUAAUGCAUUACUGCACAUGCUUGUACCUGAAAGAGGUCACCUUUUAGUACUGAACUGGCUUCUUUUCAACGUAUAAUUUAUUCAUCAAAAGAGGAAAACCUUUUUAUACCUAGAAAUUAGACCAGUCACCGCCGUAUAACACCCCUCUCGUCUGUAGUGUCUUCAGAGUGUCGGUAAAGUGAGUUUCAGCAAUGGUUUGUAGCAUCAUAGGAUGAGCAAAGAGAAGACACGCUCCACUUUUUCCUGUGCUGGCACUGAGAUCAGCCCUGAGCAGUAUUUCUCUGUAAGCUGGAGAAAGGACUGAAAAGCACAGCACUCAGUGCUUAGCUAUCCUCUGUUAGUUUCUGGUUCGUUCGAGCUGUUUUUUGUGUGCAAACACAUUAAAAAAAUAUAUUUUAUGCUUUGUUUAUUUCAUGGUGAAGAGAGUGAACCACAAAUGACCUGGUUAAAAAUUGGUUUUCUUCUGCAGACAUAUGGAUGAGCAAUGGUUUUAUGCAAUCACACUGUAAUAUUAACAACCAUACAAUGUGGGUUUGAAGUGAAAUAGUUUAACGAAGCAAAAAUUUAAAAAAAGAAGUGGUUUGUGUAAAUAAGUGAAGUUUGUGUUUGAAGAAGUACAAAAGUUUUGUAUUCGUAGUGUUUAUCUGCACUGAGCUACAGGGUGAUUUGAGAAAUACAUUUCUCAUGGAUAUUAUUGAUAAAUACAAAUAUACUGGCACUGAAAUGAGAAUAAACUGUCUGUCUUUUGGUGGGUUGUGUUCUUGAAUGGAUAACCAUGAGUGAAAAUUGUCGAGUCAGUGGAGACGGACCAAAAUCCAGCAGCGCAUGGAAGACAGUGAGUGAUCGUACUCACUAAGAGGGAUUUUGACAGCAGUUUUGGUGAGGACAACCCCUGACCGUCCCCUCAAGAGAAACAUCUGAAAUGUGACUGUUGUGUCAGUGGAUUUAAAACGACGACACGGGACUACAAACUGUUCUAUUUUAACGUGACAUCUGAAAUGACCAACCCUCUGUUGUCGGCAAUGCCAUUUGAAAAACACAAAAAAGUCAUUUGGCUGUUUGUUGUGCGUCAUGACUGUUUUGAUGACUAUUUACACUGACUCCUCUCUCUCUCUCUCCAGCACUUGUGUAUUCACAAUAGAAGCAGUGUUUGUGUGUGUCGACAUCACAGCGUGUGCAGGGGAUGACUGUGCCAUGAGUCACAUAUUUUAGCAGAUGUUACAUAAUAUAUGACAGAGAAGUAUCUAUGGGUAGGAAUUCUGUGAUAUGAUGCUUGCGGGUGGGUGUCUGUGUACGUGAAACUGUUAACCGCACUGGCAGUGGGAGACUCGCUGUGAACUGUGUACUGUGAGCACAUUUGUAAAACACACCUGAUGAUGAAUACAAUGAAGACGACAACUAUAUCUAUUUUCUCUUGCAAAAUCCAGACUUGUGUUUUUCAUUUCUGUUUGUUUGCACCACAGUGUAGACGUGUGAAGUUACUUUUACUGGAAGCAAUCAUCUGUUUUCACACAUGCAUAACCUUGAGUUUGUAGCAGCACCCACUCAAUAUUAAUUAAUCUCUGUUUCUUGUCGUCCGGAGUUCGAACAGACUUUUCCAGGUUGGAAAAAUUUGUCAUAAUCGUUUAAGUUUUGCUGUUUUUGAAUCGAACCCUGGCUGCUGGGGUAAGGACUCAGCCUUAGUGCCUGGUGUGUUGCUCUGCCAGGUUAGCUAUCAGGCUGCCCCCAACUUUCAUUUUUUAAUGACAAUGAAACAGCAUUCAAUUUUAUAAAACAACAAUAUCCAGAACUCUGUGUGGUGGACAGGUUUUCUUUUCACGCUUGGAACAAUGGCUACAUGCCGAGAUCAACAUCUUAUUCCCACUUUCCUACAACAGACAUAAAACAUUUCAAAACUGUGAACAGAGACACAGUGAAAGCAUGGUGACUUUUCAUGGUAACACCACACGAAGCAGAUGAUUCAUUUUUACCUCCCUGCUGCCAAUAACUUCUCCUGUAACAGCAGGUACAGCUCGCUUCACCUCAUGAAUCUCUUGUUUAUUAACCACAUCGCAAUUAUUCAGCUUCCAAAGAAACUACAAACACCCACAAACGCUGCCAUGACAUUCUGCCACAGCAAGGAUAGCAAUAUAGAUUAUUAAUGUGAUGGCUGAAGCAAUGAAACAGAAAAUACUGCAUUACAAGCUGCACCAGUGAUAUGAAAUGGUAUAUACUUAUAAUAUCUCCUUGACCCCAAUCUCGCACCUCGUUUGGAAGUGCUGUAAACGUUGUGUGAGUGGAUGAUAGCAGAUAGUGUGGAGCCAGACACUUUUCAGAAAGUUUUAGUAAAAUUGUAAUAGAUCAUCUUUGGUGAAACUAGACUGACAAUUCAGCACCGGCACAGAGAAGAGAUGUCUGUGUUGCCAGAUCUCAUGAGAAUGU